This is a messenger RNA of Exophiala viscosa, 1400 nucleotides long. RefSeq names its product aryl-alcohol dehydrogenase. The coding region runs from base 141 to 1265 and encodes 374 amino acids. The transcript is spliced from 3 exons. Gene Ontology annotation, molecular function: oxidoreductase activity; zinc ion binding. The record is from RefSeq and is a predicted model, not a curated record. NCBI's taxonomy places the organism in Eukaryota, Fungi, Ascomycota, Eurotiomycetes, Chaetothyriales, Herpotrichiellaceae.
UCUUGAACUGUAUUUCUCCGCAUAUCUCAUCUCCGCGCCGUGACUUCACCAUAACACUCGCUGCCAUUAUUGCUAUGGGUCCCAACACUGCUACAUCCAAGGUUAGACUGUGGUUGAGUAGUUCGUGCCGCUCUUAAAAAAUGAUCACCGAAGCAUUGGUGGUGUCCGAGCCCGGCGCACCGUUCAAAUUUCAACAAGUCGAACUUAACGACGACCUUCGACCAGAUGAAGUCGCCGUCCGCAUCAAAGCCACCGGCGUAUGCCAUACGGACCUGAACUUCUCGAAAGAGAAGUCGAUGCCCGAGCUGUUUCCCGCGGUCCUAGGGCACGAGGGAGCCGGCAUCGUUGAGCGCAUUGGGUCCGACGUCACGAAAGUGUCUGCAGGCGAUCAUGUCAUUGUCUGCUACACAUGUUGCGGGAAGUGCAAGUACUGUCUACGUAAGGAGACUGCAUACUGUGACUUGUGGUUCCAUUAUAAUUUUGGUGUGGGAAGGUUGGACGGAUCAAAGACAUUUUCAGCCACGGCGGAUGGAAAGCCGCUUACUUCUCACUUCUUUGGGCAGAGCAGUUUCGCGAGGAAUAUCCUGGUCUCGGAGAAUGGGUUGGUCAAGGUCGACAAAGAUAUUCCGUUCGAGCAGUUGGCGCCCCUGGGCUGUGGCUUGAUGACGGGCGCGGGAGCGAUGUUGAAUGUGAUCAACCCAACUUCCGACAUAUCUGUUGCUGUGGUCGGAGCCGGAGCAGUCGGUUUGGCGGCUAUCAUGGCGUUGAAAAUACUCGACCAGCCUCCGAGCAAGAUCAUUGCAGUCGAUAUCGUUGCACACCGACUGGAGAUGGCAAGGUCGUUUGGUGCGACUCACACCAUCAAUUCGAAGGACCAGCCGGAUUUAAAAAGAGCGCUCAUGGAUAUCACGAACGGUCGCGGAAUUGAUGGCGCCAUCGACACGACUGGUCGGCCGGAAGUGGUGACGGAGCUGAUUCGGAGUGCUGCAAGGAAGGGAAAAGUCGUGACCGUGGGUGUUGGAGAGCUUUCGGCAGCGGCUUCGGCCAAUAUGUUCGAGAUGGUGAACACAGGAUGUACUUACGUCGGAUGCAACCAGGGGGACUGUUACCCUCAGGAAUUUCUCCCGAAGCUAUUGGGGGCACAGCAGAGCGGCAAGUUUCCUUACGAUCAACUCAUCAAAACGUAUCCGGCCAAAGAUAUCGAGCAGGCGGCGCAUGAUAUACACAGCGGCAAGACGGUGAAGGCAGUAUUACUCUGGGAUUGAGGAUGAGCAGCCGCAAGGGAAUGGCAUCUAGGGACAGACAGCGUGCACUCCGCCCCGGAAUGGCUUCAGGUGAUGCAUUUUUGAUUGAAAACACUACGCAAGGCAGUAUGCUCCAUAAGUACUAUAAGGGUAUGU